Messenger RNA from Aedes albopictus (Asian tiger mosquito), 5719 nucleotides. RefSeq names its product calcium-activated chloride channel regulator 1. Bases 1104 to 4802 code for a protein of 1232 amino acids. The record is from RefSeq and is a predicted model, not a curated record. NCBI's taxonomy places the organism in Eukaryota, Metazoa, Arthropoda, Insecta, Diptera, Culicidae. The transcript has 3 exons.
GUGGGCUAUAUUCGUGUCGCCGGCGCAUCGCUCGCUGCUGGUCCGGUUAUGCUGCCUCUGCUUACGUACUGCUGAGGGGGUUAGUCCGUAGUUGACGUUCGUUGCGUUUGGACGCUUUCACGCGUGGUAACAUCCUUACGACGGUUGGUUGGUUGGUUGAAGCCCUCGGAGGCGAUCGGGAAAGCAAGCAAGCAUUAUUUGGUCCUCAAAGUUCAGCAGAGAGAGGUACGAACGGCGAGUGAAGAAGAGUUUCGUUUGGUUCGGUCGUAGUCGGUGCAUGUGUUGAGGUCGGUGUGCGGUUAAGUUCGGUGGUACCGUGGCAGACUAGCUCAGCGCAAUUGCUGCUGGAGCCUACACCUGGAGUUCUUGGGCCGCCGUGGUUGAGUUGAAGAGGGGACGAGGGGUGUGUUGGAGAAAAAAAAACUCUCGUGUAACUUGAGAGCCCCAGUUUUCGGUCCAGUGCGAAGCGCGCGGAGUGUACCUUACCGGUCCGGUCGUCGGCUGUUGGUUGUUGUUCGGUGUUGAACGCUCUUUGGGGCUUUUUGUUUUGUUUGGUUUGGUUUUUCGGUUGGUUGCGGGUCAGCAGACUCAGCAUAACAAGUGCCCAUAGUUCUGGCGGAAGGGACGGCUGGAUGAGCAGCACAAGUGUUAGACUACAACAGUUGUUGGGUAGAUACUUUACGGCGACGAAGCAAGGUGGAGUGUUCUAGCUCGGUUUAUGUGAAGGAAUUCUAUGAACGAAACCAAAGUCGUUGGAAGACAUGUGCCAGUUGCUAGUGAAGAGUAAACUUCCCAUCGGUAAACGGUCGACUGGUGUAGAGUUGGUCCACUCGGGCCGGUACUGAUCCGGUAACACACGUACAGGAAAUUAUGCAAAUCCCUCUGGAGUGAGGUUCGAACAUGCCAUCCGCAACCGAAGUGUAGUCCACGCGACAGUUCGACAAGCCGCCCCACUACGGUGUCAGUGCGCCAGUGAUAAAUAUCGGGCGGAUUAGUGCCCGCCAUCCAAAUUGAAAACAUCGAACAUAAACACGACUUUUGGAGGCUGUGUUUUGAGUGCCCGGAUUGACAGGCGGAAAAAAAUACACACGAAAAAUAGCACCAUGCAGCCAAUAACAUCAUCACCGUUCGUCAAUGUGGUGGCUGCGGUAGUGACCGCGGCUGUGCUGUUGGUGGCCCGAGUUGGGCACAUUUCGGCGGCCACCGCCACCAGCGCCGUUUAUGUGGAAAAAUCCGCGUACAAAAAUGUCGUCAUCGAGAUAAGGGAUAACGUACCGGUGGAAAACUGCCAAACCAUCCUGCACAACGUGGAGAUCAUGCUAACAUCGGCUUCGCAAUACCUUUUCUCGGCGCUGGACGGCCGGGUAUACUUCGGCGAAAUUACGGUAAUUCUGCCGCCUCAUUGGCCCAACUCAUGCAUUCCGUACAACCAAACGAGAACAUCUGCCAGCGGAGAACGUAGCGACGUAACGAUCAAGACCCAUUCGAAAACCGAAUCACCCAUCUGGACCAAGCAGUACGCGGGAUGCGGCGAGCCCGGAGAACAAAUCUUCAUCGAGUCGGACAUUUUGGGUAGGGAUACCAUUGGGCGGGAGUUCGUCCGGGAGUGGGCCAAGUACCGAUACGGCGUUUUCGAUGAAAUCGGUUUCACCAAAGACCCGGUCUAUCCACGGUGCUACAUCAACGACGAUCAUGAGCUCAAGCUGACCGGUUGCUCCGACGCGCCCGUCCACGAUCGGGGUCUUUGCGGCAACCCUUCGUCCUACAACAUCACGGACAUCAUCGAUCGCAACGCCCGAUCCAGUAUCAUGUUCGCUGCAGAGUCCCCCAGCGUAACCAUGUUCUGCGACGAAGGAACCCACAAUCGCUACGCCCCAACCAAACACAAUCAGCUCUGCGAUCGCCGCAGCACCCUGGAUGUCAUUUUGAAACACUCGGACUUCAUCAUGGAAAACAAGAUCAACGUGAACCCAUCGGUCAUCGUCAACACUGCCCCCAAGUUCAGCUACAAAACCCGAAAGUCCACCCGCUACGUCAUCAUCAUCGACGAAACUCUCGACAUGCAGCUCCGCGAAUCCUGGAGCUUCCUGCGCUCCGCCAUCCGAAAAUGGGUCGUUUACGACCUCCCGGCCAACACCGAAGUCGGCAUGGUCCUUGCCAACGACACUGCCACCGAAAAAAUGCUCCAAAUCUCCUCGCUCUACAUCCAAGAGAACAAAGACCUCGUAGCCUCCUUCAUCCCGUACUCCCCUAGCGACUCUCGGCAACCCGCUUGCCUAACCUGCGCCGUCACCGAUGCCAUCCACAUGCUCAACGAACGCACCCGCAUGAACGGCCCUGCCAACUCCAUCAUCCUGAUCAUCGCCCCCGGCAUGGAGUACUCCAUCGAUCACACCGCUCUGUCCAACUCUGCCCGAACCUCCCACAUCCGCAUCGCCACCAUCAACUACCCCAACGUCAUCCGCCGCCAACCGCUAGACGCCCUCGCCCUGUCCACCGGUGGCACCGCCCACUCCGUCUUCGAAAGCAAAUACAACCUGGAAAAGAGCUACAUCAGCACCUACUUCGAGCUGUCCAACACGCUCUUUAACAUCGGCAAGCAGUACUACGAAGGCAAUCGGAACGACCUCCCGAUCGAAAUCUACCGCAAGGAGCUUGUCGAUUCGUACGACAACGAAGCCGCCCUCGGCCUCUCUCAUCACGUGCUGUCGAAGCGGACCAGCCGCACCGUCACCGGAAGCUUCACCCUGGACUCGUUCAUGGGCCCUCCGGCGUACUUUUUCGUGUACGUGCACAACACGGAGAACCCGCUGAUCGCGAGCAUGAAGCUGACCAGCCCGAGCGGCAUCGUUUACUCGUCUAGAAGUGACGCUAGAUCGUUGGUUAAGCAACUGAUGGUGUCCGCUACGCUGAACGAAACCGGCAGCUGGACCUACAAGAUUGACCGGUUCAAUGGGAAUCCGCAGUCCCAUUACGUGCAGGUCAUUGCCACGCCACGGUCCAAGUACGCUCCCACUAUCCAGGCUAGGGCGUGGAUCAGGCAGCGCACUGGAAGCCCUCCGGUGAUUUACGCAGAGGUCAAGAAGGGUGACCUGCCGAUCAUCGCUGCGUUGGUGGAGGUUACAGUGACGCGCCCGGACGGAAUCUGUCCCACGGGUAGUGGAAACGAGUGUCGUCAGAAGAUUAGACUGUUGGAUUCGGGAUCGGGAGAUCCGGAUGUAACGAGGAACGAUGGAAUUUAUUCCAGGUAUUUCAACGCCGAUGACUUUGGGGGCGCGGGAGCUUAUCAGUUCGAGGUCACUAUUACGGAUAACGAGAAUAUGGCGUACAGUCGAUCGGAGAGUGUGCUGAAGGGUGCUCCUCCUAGGUGUUGUGGAAGCGCCAUUAGGACGACCUUGAUGGCAUCCAUGGUAUCGUUCCAAAGAACGCUGCAGCCGAUGACCGUGUUCUUGUCGCAGGAUUUGUUAGACUCGAUUGGACAUAGGACGAUGGGGAAGAUCAGCGACCUUACAGUGGAUGUCGAAGGGAUGAGAGUUCGCUUGAACUGGACCACACCGGAUAUGGGAGGGCGAGGAAUCGCUCGGUACGAAAUCAAGUACGCUACGUCAAUCCGAGACAUUGUUGACUUCUACGAUACGGCAGCUUUCCUCUGGCAUCACGAUACGCCGUUGAUCAAUCCGAUUGGAGAAGAGAGUUCCUUCACGAUGAACCUCUCGCACGAACCGCAUUUGAUAGGGCAAGUCCUGUAUUUCUCCGUUAGGGCUCAUGCUCUGGGAGUCAUGGGAGGCUCAGUUUCAAACUACGUUCGUGUCUUCGUACCAAAACCAAAGCGGGCAACUUCACUGUCUCCAUCGACGUCCAUUGGAACCGAAAGUUAUGGAGACGUUUGGUCCUCAUACGAUGAGAUCCGCGAGGGCCACAACCGACGCGUAAACAUUCACCAGCGCAUAGCCGAUACGAUCAGCUUAGAAGUCGAAGUCCUUCUGGCGAUCAUCGCCGGAACGAUAUUCUUGAUCAUCAUCAUUCUUAUCUGCUGCUACUACUACUUUCUCAAAAAGCGUAACAUUACCCAAGAGGACGACCAGAAACGACCGAUCAAACCCUUUCCAACCGAAACCAAAACUUCACUCGGACACAGUGUCUUUGUAACCCCAGGAAACGUCACUUCCUCCUCAUCGAACGCCACUAGCUCAACGUCUGCCUCUCCGCACUACGUUCAACAAACCAACGUAUCCACCAAUAUCCCAACCAUCUACAACUCUCGAACCCUGCCCAUCGAACAGAAACUCAUCGACGAGCUCAAGCAGCAACAGCAGAUGGCCGAAACGCAGUCCUACAUUCUCGCCCAAGCCGACACCAUGCAGUACAACGCUACCCUAACCCGAGGUUUCAAACCCGGCCCGACCAUCACCGACAACCGAACGCUGAGCCCGUUUGAGUCGUGGUCCGCCUCGCAGCUGCUCCAAGAGCACGAGCAACACCAACGUCGGCGAAGUCCCAGCCUGCUGGACAACUACCUGGACAACGAUGUGCAGCAGUUCUAUGCCAGCCAACACGAUCAGAUGUCUCUGCUGAACGCCGGCGGAGGCCACACCAUGGGUCACAACCCGCCGGUGCCUCCACCGCCGAUCUACUCCACGGCAAACCCCCCGUACUUCUACGAACAGCAUCAACAGCAGCCACCACCACAACACCAGCCGCAGCAUCACCUACAACAGCAACAGCAACUGCAGCAGCAAUACGGAGGUCACGAUGGGACGAUGAAUCCCAUGACGACACCGCUGCACGUCACCAUAACGUAAUGGGAAGCCCGGAAGCUGCAGUACCGGGCCGGUCAGUGUGUACCUAAGACUAAGAUUACUAAGAUGUUGAACCAGCAGAGCGAUGCUUCCUCGCAACCAAAGCUGAAGUGUGCGAUCGGACGUCGAUUGCUUCGGAUGCGAACAAAAGCGACGGCGGAGCAUGAUGCGUGGUGGCUGUGAAUCAAAACAAGUGGGAUGCGAGAAAGAGAGACGGAGAGAGAGGGAAUGAAUGUGAGAGAUUGAGAGCAAGGAUCUGAUGCUUUUAUAAACCAAUUCAGCAAACCGAUGCGGAAUUUUAAUUGCCAGAAAGACUGAUUUCAUGCUAACGGCAUUUUUAUGGAUUAGUUAUGAGAAUUUUGCAACAUGCCGGAAUUGAUCUCCCCAAACAAACCAGCGAGCGCAGAGUAGCGUCUUCGCGCAGAAUGCGCGCGCAACCGUGGCAUUAUUGAUAGAAUUUUAAUUAUGUUUUAGCGCGCGCAGUUCGUACGUCGUAUAAGCAAGCAGGCACUUCCCCGCCAUGUGUAAAUAAAGUAACAAAAAAAAAACAAUGUUAUUGCUCAGAGCAGAGCCCGCAGUCCGAACGAAACAAUAAGUGUCCCGCGGAAAGGGAUUUAGUGUGGGAAUUGAAUGCGUGUUGGUUGUUGUUGCUAGUCCGCGCAUUACCUACAUUCGAAUCAAAGUGUUAAACUGUAAGUUGCUUUGAGAAGGUUGGAUUGGACACCGCGCGGUGAAAGUACGCGCAAUGUUGUAUAUGUGGGUCGGGUCAAAUCGGGGUAUAAGAGGAGGCAAGAUGGCCAGUUUAAUAGAAACGUUAUAGAUCAAUACAUAGGCAGUAAGAUGAAUGAUGAUCAUGAAGAUGAUGAUAUAUUGUACAUAGAAAGUUGUAAUAAAUAAAGAUACAAAUGCUAUGAAUCGUA